This is a messenger RNA of Elaeis guineensis (African oil palm), 1821 nucleotides long. RefSeq names its product cytochrome P450 71A9. Lineage: Eukaryota; Viridiplantae; Streptophyta; Magnoliopsida; Arecales; Arecaceae. The record is from RefSeq and is a predicted model, not a curated record. Gene Ontology annotation, molecular function: heme binding; oxidoreductase activity, acting on paired donors, with incorporation or reduction of molecular oxygen; monooxygenase activity.
ACAACCUUCUAAUAAUAGCAUCAAAUAUGACUUCGAGUCUUCUCCUUUGCUUUUCUGUGCUCUCCGUUCCUCUACUUCUCUUCCUCUUUAAUCAAGUAAGAAGGGGAAGCCUCUAUGGAAAGGUGGCAGCAAGCAAGCUGCCUCCAGGCCCAUGGAGGCUCCCCAUCAUUGGAAACCUAUACCAGCUCGGCCCAUUGCCUCACCACUCACUCCAUCACCUAUCUCUCAAGCAUGGAGACCUCAUGUAUCUCCAGCUUGGUUCCAUUCCCGCUCUGGUCGUCUCUUCCAGCGAGGUGGUUCGAGAGCUCAUCAAAGGUCAUGAUCUCGUACUCUCCAGCAGGCCGGCCUUGUAUGCCGCAAGAAAGUUCACUUAUGGCUUCGCAGACAUGGCUUUCGCACCCUACGGAGAACACUGGAAGCAGGGUCGCAAAGUUGUUGUCUCGGAACUUCUCAGUGCAAAACGAGUGCAAUCUUUUCAGGUGAUAAGGGAUGAAGAAGUAGCCAUGUCGAUUGCUGCUAUCAAAAGACUAUCUUCUUCUUCUCCAUCUCCUGUUCCCAUUAACUUGAGCGAGAUGCUGCUCUCUCUCUCAAAUAAUGUUACUUGUCGCGCUGCACUUGGUGAGAGGUUCGGAUCCAGCAAUUAUGAGGAGGAUGCGAGCAGAAUCUUUCAUAUCCUUGAAGAGACGCAGAGGCUGCUUGGAGGGUUCUGCACGGCAGAUUUCUUUCCAUGGUUGGAGUGGAUUCAUAAGCUGACGGGCUUGCAAGCAAAGCUGGAGGGCAACUUCAAGGACCUGGAUGAAUUCUAUGAUCAGGUGAUUGAAGAGCACAUCGAGACAGUUGACUUGUCGCACCCCGGAGAUGAGGACCUCGUCCAUGUUCUGCUUCGACUUCAGAAGGACCCAUUGCGCGGAAACAUCAACAUAGAUCACAUCAAGGGUCUUCUGACAGAUAUCUUCAUUGCUGCAACCGAUACAAUUUCAGCAACACUAGUAUGGACAAUGGCGGAGCUCGUGAGAAACCAAAAUGUAAUGACCAAGGCACAAGAAGAAGUACGAAAAGUUGUUGGCAACAAAGACAAGGUGGAUGAAUGUGACCUGCGACAUCUUGAGUAUUUAAAAUUGGUGAUUAGGGAAUCAUUUCGGUUGCAUCCUCCUGCUCCAUUUCUAGGGCCUCGUCAGACCAACGAGAUUUGCAAGAUUAGAGGAUAUGAGAUCCCUCCAAAAACAAGGGUCUUCAUUAAUGCAAGAGCUAUAGGAAUGGAUCCAAAUAUUUGGACAAAUCCUACGGAAUUUUAUCCCGAGAGAUUCUUGACGAGUGACAUUGACUUCAAGGGACAAGAUUUUGAUCUCAUACCAUUUGGAGUUGGCCGAAGGAUGUGUCCAGGCAUGAAUUUUGCAAUAGUGUUAGUUGAGCUUGUCCUCGCUAACCUUUUGUAUCAUUUGGAUUGGAAAUUACCAUUUGGAUUGCGAGAGGAGGAUUUGGAUUUAGACGAGAAAUUUGGGCUUACUGUGCACAAGAAAAAUCCUCUUUGCCUUUUAGCUCAACCUAAAGAUAAUUAGAUAGCUUCAUGUAUGACACGGAGGGUAUCAUGUUGAAAAUAAUGAGAUGUCAUUAUGAUACUAACACAUAUUUUUAACAUGACACUCUUUAUGAUACCCUACAUGAUACUUAGUAUGAUUUACUGUGCUUGUUACUUAGUCUUGAUUAUUUGGAAGUGGUGUACUAAGGAAUUGGGAGUAUAACAUUAUUUCCAUGAAUAUGUACUUCAAGUUUGUAUUAUCUGUUUAUGAUUUUACUUAAUGAAAAAAAUGAUCUCCUUGU